AUGAAGUUUGACGGGGAGAUCAAGAACUGGCUGGAGUGGUGGGCGCAGUUUAAGAAGAUAGAUGAAGAUGAAGAUUUACAUGUGACGGACAAGUUCCAUUAUUUAGUGCAGAGUAUGGUCAGCGGGUCAAAGGCCGCUGAUCUUAUCAGAAGCUAUCCGAAGACGGAUGCAAAUUAUCCGAAAGCUAUUGGAGCAUUGAAGGAAAGGUACGGGAAAGAAGACAUCCUUGUUGACCUAUAUACAAGAGAGCUAGCACAGUUUUUGUUCGAGAAAGAGAAGUUAUCAUUGGAGAAGUUUUAUGAUCGUCUUCAAACACAGCUGCAGGCGUUGGAGUCGUUGGGAGUGAAGUCUGAACGAGAUACAUUGUUUCUUCGCCCCAUUAUUGAGACCAGUCUACCUAAGGAAAUUUUUAAUGCCUGGUAUCGAUCUCCUUUGUACCAGGAAGAUGGUGCGAAAGUUAAUCCACCAAAGUCAAGACUCGACUAUUUAAUGCAGUUCCUCAGACAAGAAGUGGGACGAGAAGCAAAACUGAAGAUGUUUAUUGGAGGUGAUUCCUCUGGCAAGUCCAAGAAAGAAAAAUAUGAAAAUCAUGGAAAGAAGAAAGAUUCAAUCCCAACCGCAGCAGGAUUGUUAGUGGCGCAGAGCAGCAAUUGCGUGUUUUGCUCCAAAUCCAACCAUCCAAGUACCGAGUGUUAUCGAGCGGAUAGGAUGAGUUGGUCAGAGAAGAGUGACCUGAUAAGAAGCCAGAAUUUGUGUUAUCGGUGUUUGAAAUUUGGACAUCGUAAAUCAGACUGUAAAGUUAAGUUGAAAUGUUCAUCAUGUGGCGAGCCCCAUGCAAGGUCAAUGUGUGCAAGACUUCCGUCAAAUCAAAGGAACAAUACCGGAAGAGAAGAGGUACACAGUGAGGUCCCAGCGACAGCAGCAAAUGCCAACCAUUCUUGCAGCAAAGAUGUAUUAAUAAAGGCGUUGUUGGUGAAGAUGGCUGGUCCUAAAGGAACAAGAAUAGUGAGGUUGCUGUUCGACGAGGGAAGCCAGCAGAGCAGCGGUGGUCAGAGAACGAUCUCUGCAAUCGGUAGUCCUCUCGUGGGAGAAGAAUGGACUCGUAAUGUUCUGUUUGGUGGGGUUCUGACGGAGCCUAGGAAAAUUAAGAAAUUUAAAGUGCAAGUUCAAAGCCUUGAUGGGAGAUUCAAGAGAGACAUUAUUUUGAGGGAGUCCCCAACUAUUUGUGGAGACAUUCCAAGAAUUCCGGCCGGUCCGUGGAUGAAUGAGUUGAAGAAGAGGAAGAUAUUUUUGUCAGAUUUUGAGAUGAGCCAUGUGGACCACCCGGAUAUCGAUGGAGACUGUUUUUGGAUGGACCCUGAGUGGACCUGUCCCAGGAAAAGAAGUCAGCAUGGGAGUGAUGACGAUUCAUCACUCAUUAUUCAAUGCAGAAGCAUGUGUCCAGGAUUUAUGGAAGCUGGAGACAAUUGGAAUCACUGA
Messenger RNA from Folsomia candida, 1479 nucleotides. RefSeq lists its product as uncharacterized. The transcript is spliced from 2 exons. NCBI's taxonomy places the organism in Eukaryota, Metazoa, Arthropoda, Collembola, Entomobryomorpha, Isotomidae. The record is from RefSeq and is a predicted model, not a curated record. Gene Ontology annotation, molecular function: nucleic acid binding; zinc ion binding. The coding region runs from base 1 to 1479 and encodes 492 amino acids.